AUGCAAGCCGCAGACGCCGCCGCCAACUUCGACCGGUUGCUGGACGACACAGAGCCGACAUUGCUGGACUUCCUCGACUCGCUCGGCGACGGAGAUGCGAGUAUCGAAGCGGGACCCGACGCGCAGCCUGUCACUUCUACCAAGAGCAAGGCGAAGACGAAGUCGAACACUUGGCGACAGCGACAGCGAGUAGAAGUCCUAAGGCUGCGAGAGGAGGUGCAGCAACUGGAUGCAGGGCUCAAGAAGCUGAAGUUGGCCGCUGGAGUGCGAUCCACAGUGCCUCUCGUCGCCAGCAUUGCUGCUGCUCCGCACAACAACAAGCGCCCAGCAGUGAGGAAGCUGCUGCAUGAAUGCAGGUGA
Messenger RNA from Phytophthora sojae, 360 nucleotides. RefSeq lists its product as hypothetical. Lineage: Eukaryota; Oomycota; Peronosporomycetes; Peronosporales; Peronosporaceae. The transcript has 2 exons. The record is from RefSeq and is a predicted model, not a curated record. Bases 1 to 360 code for a protein of 119 amino acids.